UAAAGCUUUUGCGGUCACAUCCAUGGACUUGUGCUUUUGCUAGUAACCACUUCCUCUUAAAUCUACUGUUCAUUAACUUGCAUUUAAACGAGAUUUGAGAGAUAAUAUAACGAUAUAAAGUAUUAUGUGAGGCUGUAAUAAGGAAACAAGGCGGGGCGUCGGUACCUCAUUCACGCCGGGCUCCACCAUGCGUCUGUUGAUCACCUCCACCUCCAUCGGCAGCCCUGUAGAGAUUUUUGUCCCUAAAGGAGAGACCCUUGAGGGCCUUAGGACGCGUCUCUCUCGUCAACUUCAUGUGCAAACUGGCAGAAUCGUCCUCCUGCAUAAAGACAAGCAGCUGACUGCAGGGAAACUAUUAGAGCAAGGUGUAGCAGAUGGCAGUAGACUAACCCUACAGGUACCUGCAGUAGUUGAGGCUGAUUUAUUUUGUUCAAGUGCCAGAGCUGAAAGUGUGGUGGAGGUUUUGGAGAGUUUAACAGAAUGCCAGAUAAGUGACUUCUGGUCCGGCCUUUUACCUCAGACCCUUAAACUAGCAAUGGGUGCCCACAUGAUGUAUGUGCAGCUCCAGCUGUCCGUUCAGCAUGUGGCUAAACUGCAGCUAGACAAUGCCUUAAAAGCUUCAAACAGAUCUUCAACAAGUACCACUCGUCCAGCUACAUAUUCCAUGCAAUUUGACCCCCAUGUGCGCCCGACUGUCCCUGCCGUGACCUGCCAUCGGCGACCAUUUUCUCAUCAUUCUUGUCCACACGUCAUUUUAUCAACGCCUUCCACAUGUCCACUACCAGCGAGCACACCGGUUUGUUUAACUAAUGACUCCAGUGCCGCACCUCAGAGUCCUUUACCAGCCUCCACCUUCAAAGCGACCGCUCACUCCGCCACUGUUGGGCCCAUCAAGCAAGCAGGCACAGUAAUAGAAAGCUUUGUUAGUCACGCUCAAGGAGUUUUCUCCGGAACUUUCUCCGGCACACUGGCACCAUGCAGUCGGAGCGGCUAGAGCCAUCCUCGACGAGGCAUUGCCAUUAUUCUGCAAAUUCUUGACGACCUCCUCAGAGCUGCUACACACUACCAAGUGGCCCAGGUGAAUCCCUUUUGUCCUGCUUCUGACCCCCUGGUGCACGACCACAAAGAGCUGGCCGAACGCCUCUGUGAAGCUUCUGAUGAGGAGGCUCACAGGUUCCUAACAACUUCGGAAGAGAAUCAGACAAUGCACUGCAAGCUGAAGCGCUUGCAGUUUUUAAUGGACCAGCGACGACAUCGCAAACAAACUUUGAGGAGCUCACAGUUGUCACAAACUUCACACCCAUAUCAGCAUCGCCAUCCUCCUGAAUGUUCUAAAAGGCAGCCACGUCUCACUAAAAGCUAAUUGUGUGCACGAACUGUUUAUUUUUAGAUAAAAUAACUGACCGAGUACAAUUUGGGGUCAUUUCAUUCAUUGAUAACAAUGUGUUUCCCUCACUUAAAAAGUGCUCACCUUGUUCAGGUAGCUCACUUUCUCUGUUAGGUACACCAUCUUCCUGCAGGGGGCACUAAAGGAGCCUUCAACAAACCUAACAAAACAUAAACAUGUAUUGUUCAUCGAUAGUCCAGUAGAGUGCAAAAUUUAAAGUAAAAUGCAAAAUAAUAAAACGUGCACAUAUUUUCCAUAUUUGAGUCAAACACAUUCAAAGAAGGUACACCACUUUUUUAAAGUAAUUACUACAACUAACGAAAUUUUGUUUUCCCUCAAAGAUCUCACUUGUCUUUGUUUAGAUGGCCCUUUUUAACUUAAAUCGCAUGUGAUUGUUGAAUUCCAGCAUUUAUUCACGAGUGCAAACGGCCAUUUUAAGUAGAACGUGACAAAGGCGGAGCUAUAUUCCAGGGACUGCCGCGGCCUGCGUGGUCACGUGAACACGAUGACGCAUAAUACUACGCGCAGAUUAAUGAAAACACAAUAAAUGAGCAAAGUACCAUGAAAAUGAGGUAGUGUGUUAGAACGGCAUGUCCAUUUUAUCACAAGUGCUACCACUGACCUGCCCCUGACGGUGUGGUGCUAGCUUAGGACUGUAAAUUGGUUAAUUGUCAACUCAUCCGCAAAUUCAUGUAACUACGCAAUGGAACAUAAAGUCCGCCAUGAUGGUCAGCAAGUCCGCAAGAAAGCUGGACGGGGGCUACACAACCUUGCACAACGUAUUCACUAGCCUUGAGCUGAAUGUAAAAUAAAGUUAUGCGCUGUGUGUACACUGUGAUUAAAUUAAUGAAUGUUAUUGACUGAACAGAAUUAAUGCAGUAUAUUCUGCAUUUUUAUAUAUAUAUAUAUAUAUAUAUAUAUUAUAUGCAUAAAAAAUCAUUAUACUGCAGAAAUAUGACUUAUAUGUCGAUGCCAAUA
Molecule: messenger RNA, 2365 nt
Organism: Dunckerocampus dactyliophorus (ringed pipefish)
Lineage: Eukaryota; Metazoa; Chordata; Actinopteri; Syngnathiformes; Syngnathidae
Product: midnolin-like
Exons: 7
Cellular component (GO): nucleus
Source: RefSeq, a predicted model, not a curated record